Messenger RNA from Cooperia oncophora, 459 nucleotides. Lineage: Eukaryota; Metazoa; Nematoda; Chromadorea; Rhabditida; Trichostrongylidae. The record is from the annotation of a GenBank genome assembly.
AUGAAUGGUAAAGGAGAAAGUGAUCAUAUAAGUGAUAAAAUGAUGCUGAUGGAAAGUUAUUCCUUGAAAGGGGAUAUUCCAGGUUUUUUCUCCUCGGGAGAUUCGCGUAUUCCUGGAAAUCUGGGGUUGUUCGACAUGGCAGCGGCUGUCAAGUUUGUCCAUGAGAAUGCCGAGAAUAUCGGCGGUGACGCAUCCCGAAUCACCGCCUGGGGACUGAGUGCUGGUGGUGCAGCCGUCGGUCAGCUCAUACUCAGCCCACUUACAAGAGAUUACAUUACGAGGUCCAUCGAAAUGUCGGGGUCUCCGUGGGCUGCUUGGGCGCUGGGACCAAACGUACCUAAAUACUCCUUGGAACUUGCUGAGGCACUCGAUUGUGGUGACGACCUAAAAAACUGUAUGAAGCAGAAGACCGUCGAGGAAAUCUAUGAUGCUGUCGAGAAAGAAAUGAUGAGAGAUUGA